Podospora anserina S mat+ is the source of this 855-nucleotide messenger RNA. RefSeq lists its product as uncharacterized. Gene Ontology annotation, molecular function: heme binding; oxygen binding. Bases 1 to 855 code for a protein of 284 amino acids. The record is from RefSeq and is a predicted model, not a curated record. The transcript has 2 exons. Lineage: Eukaryota; Fungi; Ascomycota; Sordariomycetes; Sordariales; Podosporaceae.
AUGCCAGCAUCACGAAAUCGUCCGAUGCAGCACAUUGACCGCAAGAGUCUCUACACCAGUCUGGAGGCUCGUGUCAAGUACUUGCAUUCUUUUCUUGACUUCGGUGUCAGUGACAUCGAAGCAUUGAAGAGCGGCAGCAAAUAUAUCCAGGCCCUCAUCCCAGCGGUUGUCAACAUUGUGUACAAGAAACUUUUGCAGUAUGACAUCACCGCCCGGGCUUUUACGACAAGGUCCACAGCCUUCGAAGGUCCCAUGGACGACACGCCAGACGAGGACAGCCCCCAGAUUCUUCAUCGCAAAAUGUUUCUCAGAGCAUAUCUUAAGAAGUUGUGUUCAGAUCCUGCGCAGAUGGAGUUCUGGGAGUACCUCGACAAGGUUGGCAUGAUGCACACAGGCAUUGGCCGAACGCACCCAUUACACAUUGAGUACAUUCACAUCGGCGCCGGACUCGCUGUUAUCCAAGAUGUUCUCACCGAGGCUAUCCUCUCCCAUCCUCGUCUACACAUCCAACGCAAGAUCGCCAUCGUCAAAGCCCUUGGCAAGGUCAUCUGGAUUCAGAACGACCUGUUCACCAAGUGGUAUGUCCAUGAUGGGGAGGAGUUCACCGACGGCAUGGACUUUGGCGAAAUCGAAAAGGAAGGCUGGCUGCACGGAAAGAAGGUUCUUAACGAGCAAGAUGCUAUUUCUGAGGGCAGCGAUGACACAGCAACAGCCUGCCCCGCCAGCGGACAAAAAGGCAAAGAUGGUCCGACAGCUGGUGUGUGUCCAUUCACAGGGAUAUCGUCAGACAUGAAGAAUUUGAAAGUGCAAGAUGACAAGCCCAAAGUGGAGGUGACAGCGACUGGACAGCAAUAA